AUGCCACGUCCAUUCGAACAAGGACUUCCCCCAAUCCUUCAAGGGGAAGAGUUGAAAAGAAAUCCACCAUACGAGCAGACGGCCUCGGGCUCGGGGCAGUCGCCUCAUGCCUCGUCUUCCAGUUCGGUUUUCGGCUCAGCACAGUCGCCCAUGCAAUCUCAACCAUCCAGCCGCACGCUGCCGUCACCACCAUCAAUUCAAUAUCCGCGGACAGGGAGUUCGGAAUAUGUACAAUACUCUCCCACGACAACUCAGGCUGCCCACACUUCUCACCUCCAAGACCUACAACACCAGAUUUCGACCAAGACUCUCGCGCUUCAGACUCUACAACGUGAACAUGACCAGUUGUUGGCCGCUUUUUCAAGGUCUCAGAUUCGGUGCACCGCUUUGGACAAGAAGUCGCAAGUGUCCGAUCACGAAAUCAACACGUUGACCGAGGACAAAAUACGGCUCCAGCAACAGGUAGAUGCAUUGGAAAGUCAGGUCCAGGAUCUGGUCAAAUCACGUGACGAAGUUCAUCAGCAAUCGUCAGCAGAUGGUGCACAGUGGAGACAAAUCGUGGCUAUGUCAUCGCAACUACAACUCAAGGGAGCUGACGAAGCACGACGGUUCAGACUGGAGCGAGAAGGGUGGGAGCGAGAACGGGCAGCGCUGCAGAAACGAAUUGAAGAACUCGAGUCCGGUAAGGAAAAGCUUCCCGAGACGAGGCCGGUUUCUGGUUCCACGACCCCCGUGGCAAACGAUCCCAUUCUGACUUCGGGCUCCGUUGAGGUUCUUAGAGAAGAGAUUAUCAGGCUUCGGCGCCGGUGUGUCGAAUUGGAACUAAUGCUUCAAGAGCUCGCGGGAGAGGCCGAGCAGAUCGAAAGUGCAAUUACCGCAAUGGAGAACGUUCGAAAAUCACUCACGAGCAAAAAACGCCGCACAGAUGAUAGUUAG
Messenger RNA from Fonsecaea monophora, 936 nucleotides. RefSeq lists its product as hypothetical. The record is from RefSeq and is a predicted model, not a curated record. NCBI's taxonomy places the organism in Eukaryota, Fungi, Ascomycota, Eurotiomycetes, Chaetothyriales, Herpotrichiellaceae. The transcript has a single exon. Bases 1 to 936 code for a protein of 311 amino acids.